UCAGGAAGUGUGAUUUAGUUUUUCAAAUACAAUGCUUCGUUUUUAUAAUCUUAUAUGUUUGUAGACAUAUAUCUUCCAGACGACAGACGAAUGGACAAUUCCAAUCAUCAUGUUCAGUUUUAUUGGGCUAUUCCUGUUCGUUGUCGGGUUUGAAAAUCUGAAUGGCCUAAAACGAAAUGUGCUGGUUUUUGUCGGAGAUGAUGCUGGUUUUGAAAGUCAAGUGUACAACAACAGUGUGUGUUGGACACCCAACUUGAACAGACUUGCUCAGAGAAGUGUCAUUUUCAAACAUGCGUAUACUUCAGUCAGCAGUUGUUCUCCAAGCAGAUCUGCUAUCCUGACUGGCCUACCUCAGCACCAGAAUGGAAUGUACGGUUUGCACAAUUCAGUUCACCAUUUCGUCUCAUUUGACAGUGUUCGGAGUCUUCCAUAUUUACUGCAGAAAGCCAACAUCAGAACAGGUAUCAUUGGUAAGAAACAUGUAGGCCCAGAGCACGUGUAUCCCUUUGAUUUCUCUCAGACGGAAGAAAACCACCCGAUUCUUCAGAUCGGAAGAAACAUCACUUUGAUGAAGCAGUAUGCAAAUGAAUUUCUCUCAGUCAAGGACGAAAGGCCAUUUUUCUUGUAUAUUGGGUUCCACGACCCUCACCGAUGUGGCCACACCCAUCCAGAGUUUGGCAGCUUCUGUGAAAAAUUUGGAAAUGGCCGACCGGGGAUGGGGCUGAUUCCCGACUGGAAGCCCGUGUAUUAUAACCCUGACGAGGUGAUUGUGCCCUACUUUGUGCAAGACACACCAGCUGCAAGAGCAGACAUUGCAUCACAGUACACCACUAUUGGCAGGAUGGAUCAAGGUGUUGGACUGAUUAUGGAGGAGCUGACAAAGGCUGGCCAUCUUGAUGAUACACUGAUAGUGUUCACAUCGGAUAAUGGAAUUCCAUUUCCCAAUGGACGCACAAACCUCUAUGAUGCAGGAAUGGGAGAACCCUUGUUAGUGUCAUCACCUUAUGACACACAAAGAUGGGGACAGGUUAGUGAAGCAAUGGUAAGCCUGGUUGACAUUGUACCAACAGUCCUCGACUGGUUUGGCCUUCAGUACCCACACUACAAUCUACAGAGACAGCCUGUGAUCCUAACUGGCCAAACAAUGCUGCCUUUACUCAGAUCUGAUCCAAUCACUGGUUGGGACAGGGUGUACGCCAGCCACGACCUGCAUGAGGUCACCAUGUAUUAUCCAAUGAGAGUCCUCAGGACAAAACAAUUCAAACUAAUACAAAAUCACAACUAUAAAAUGCCUUUUCCCAUUGACCAAGAUUUCUACAUAUCGAGGACAUUCCAAGAUCUGCUCAACCGAACUCGGAGGAAAGAAGCUCUCCACUGGAGUAAGACAUUAAAGUCGUAUUAUUACAGACGGUCAUGGGAGCUGUUCGACUUGCUCAAUGAUCCACACGAACUGACCAAUGUGGCUUACAAAAGUGAAUAUGCCGAUAUUGUUAAAGUAUUAAAAACAGAACUCAACCGAUGGCAAAAUGUCACCGCAGAUCCAUGGAUCUGUUCACCCUGGGGUGUGCUGGAGUCAACCCGUGCAAUAUCACCCGUAUGUCUACCUCUUGAUAAUAUGCUAGAUGAUGGUGAUACCAAUUCUGUAUUGUUCACUCAUGAUAAGUAUACAAAAGACAUUAACUUUGAUCCAUAAUAAGAGUGUUCGAAAUAUAAGCACUUGUCCACUUGUCCUGACAAAUGAAAAUCUGCUUGGACAAGUAAAAUGUACCUUGGUGGUUAUUCGGUGAAAAUGUUUUAAAUUUCAAUGCAUUUUCGUUUUGAGCAAUCAAGAACAUUGUCCUUGCACUUGAAUAAAACAAAUCAUUUAUUGGACAAAUGAAAUUAUAGGUGGACAAGUAGAUUUCUAGAUGUAUUUGUCCGGUGGACUAGUGAAACGUUCUGCUUAUUUCCAUCACUGAGUAAGUAAUUUGAAAUACUGGAGAAUGUUAAUGUACAUUUACAGAAGGGUGUAAUCACUGUGUCACUAUUGUAGGUUAAGUUUUUUUUAUGAAAGGAAGUAUUUCGUUUUUUAUUUUUAAUAAAAUAAUAUUCGAAAUGGUGCUUUAUUAUUCAUGUACUUGAAUAUUGUAAAAAUGGUCAUACAUGUAAUUGUAUUUACAUUAGAAUAUUAUCCAUCUUCAGAUGUAUUAAAUAUUCAGAUGCCUCGGUGGCGUAGUGGUUAAGCCAUCGGACUACAGGCUGGUAGGUACAGGUUCGCAGCCCGGUACCGGCUCCAACCCAGAGCGAGUUCUUAAGGGCUCAAUGGGUAGGUGUAAGGCCAC
This is a messenger RNA of Gigantopelta aegis, 2321 nucleotides long. Its product is annotated as N-sulphoglucosamine sulphohydrolase-like. The record is from RefSeq and is a predicted model, not a curated record. Gene Ontology annotation, molecular function: N-sulfoglucosamine sulfohydrolase activity. The transcript is spliced from 7 exons. Gene Ontology annotation, biological process: heparan sulfate proteoglycan catabolic process; glycosaminoglycan catabolic process. Lineage: Eukaryota; Metazoa; Mollusca; Gastropoda; Neomphalida; Peltospiridae. The coding region runs from base 110 to 1693 and encodes 527 amino acids.